AUGACGCGCCUCGUAUUCCUUACUACCCUGGUGGUAGCAGCUUUUGCUGCUGUUGCUACAGCUCGUCCAGCUCCUAGCACUCACACUGUGCAUGAGAAGCGUAGUGCAGUCCAUUCUCGCUGGAGCAAUCCGCUGCGAAUCAAAUCCGACUUUUUUAUUCCCGUCAAAAUCGGGCUGAAACAGAGUAAUCUUCAUCGUGGCCAUGACCUUUUGAUGGACGUGUCCCACCCCGACUCAGAAAAUUACGGCAAGUUCUGGAGCGAAGAGGAAGUGACUCAGAUGUUUGCUCCGUCUGAUGAAUCUGUGACCGCGGUCAAACACUGGCUCACUACCUCUGGCAUACACGAUAUUCGUAUCACUCACUCCGAAAACAAGGGCUGGUUAGCAUUCGUAGCUUCAGGUGAUGAGCUUGAAAAUCUGCUACAUGCGGACUUCUACGAGUACGAAGAUUCUCACACUGGCGACAAGGCGAUCUCGUCUGAGAGGUACCACGUUCCGAAGCACCUGAAAGAGCAUAUCGACUACAUUACCCCGGGGAUUCGUUUCCCAUUCCUGAAAAAACGCAGCCCAGACGGUGCUUUCAAGGUCCCUCUACGAUCACCUGCACCUGCUGACCUGACAAAGUCUUUAGCUUUUAAUACCACCAGCUGCGAUGAAGCCAUUACCCCCGGCUGUAUUGCCGCAAUGUAUCAAAUUCCUCAAACUUCCGGUACACCCUCGCCCAACAACUCCCUCGGUAUCUACGAAACGGCCGAUGUAUACAGUCAGAGCGAUCUGAAUAACUUUUUCGCCACAUACCCUUCGUAUGGAAUUCCAAAUGGGACCGCUCCCAUAUUGGAUGCUAUCGACGGUGCAUCCAUUACCAGUGGCAUUGUUGCCGGCGAGUCGAAUUUGGACUUUUCGCUGGCUUAUCCCAUCGUUUAUCCUCAAAACAUCACCCUGUACCAGGUUGACGAUACCUACUACGCCGAAGUUGGAUCUGGUGGUGGUCGUUUUAACACAUUCCUUGAUGCACUUGACGGCUCAUACUGCACCUCUUGCUAUGCUGGCGAGUGCGGCGAUGCUAGCAUUGACCCUGUCUACCCGGACCCUAUCGGAUACCAGGGCCAACUCAUGUGUGGCAUUUAUACUCCUACGAAUGUAAUUUCACUCUCAUAUGGUGCAGCCGAAGAUACAGUGCCUCGCUCGUACUACGAGCGUCAAUGCAAUGAGUUCAUGAAGCUCGGUCUCCGCGGAGUAUCAGUUAUUUUUGCUUCAGGGGACUCUGGUGUUGGUGCGAGUCAAGGAUGUCUCGGAAAUUCUAGCACAAUAUUCAAUCCCGGUUGGCCCGCUAGUUGCCCUUACGUGACCAGUGUUGGUGCCACCAAGAUCCCAGCCGGUGGCUCUAUCAAAACCGAAGUCGUUGCUAAUAAUCCAGCUGGUGACCCUUAUACCAUGGCCUGGGCUAGUGGUGGUGGUUUCAGCAAUGUCUUCGGCAUUCCUGACUAUCAAGCCGAAGCUAUUGAAAACUACUUCGCCAACUACAAUCCUUCUUAUCCUUACUAUAACGGUACUGUUCUAGGCGAAAACGGCGGCUUGUAUAAUCGUUCCGGUCGCGGUUAUCCUGAUGUUUCUGCUAUUGGCGACAAUAUUCCAAUCUACGUUGAUGGCUCAUUGACUAUCAGUGGCGGCACCUCUGCAGCGGCCCCUGUUUUUGCCUCGAUAAUCAACCGCAUUAUCGAAGAGCGAAUUGCGGCGGGCAAGCCCGGGCCUGUAGGAUUCUUGAAUCCAAUCUUGUAUAAGAAUCCCGUUGCAUUCAACGAUAUUACCAACGGGACCAAUUCGGGGUGUGGCACAAGCGGUUUCUCUGCCGUACCCGGCUGGGACCCAGCCAGUGGUUUAGGCACGCCUAGCUAUCCGGAGCUGAGGGACGUUCUUAUGGCCGUUUAA
Talaromyces atroroseus is the source of this 1929-nucleotide messenger RNA. RefSeq names its product Aorsin. The record is from RefSeq and is a predicted model, not a curated record. The transcript has 7 exons. Gene Ontology annotation, molecular function: serine-type endopeptidase activity; tripeptidyl-peptidase activity. NCBI's taxonomy places the organism in Eukaryota, Fungi, Ascomycota, Eurotiomycetes, Eurotiales, Trichocomaceae. Gene Ontology annotation, biological process: proteolysis. The coding region runs from base 1 to 1929 and encodes 642 amino acids.